Molecule: messenger RNA, 3731 nt
Organism: Drosophila serrata
Lineage: Eukaryota; Metazoa; Arthropoda; Insecta; Diptera; Drosophilidae
Gene: Bre1
Product: E3 ubiquitin-protein ligase Bre1
Cellular component (GO): HULC complex; nucleus
Molecular function (GO): ubiquitin protein ligase activity; metal ion binding
Source: RefSeq, a predicted model, not a curated record
CCAAACUCCAGCCCCCAAAGCGAAAUGAAAUUGAUGAGGAUUUACAAAACGUAGAAAACCAAGAGGAAACCUUAAUUAAUGUUGAGCUAAAAGUGUACAAACCCGAGAUUAAGGGUUCCUCUUUUGUCUGUUUACUUGCAGUGCAAGGAUGUCGAAACGCAGCGCGGACGACGCCAGCGGCGGGAGCGGGAGUGGCGCCAGCAGCGGCCUGGUGGCAGCCGCCGCCGCCGGCCAGCCGCCCAUCAAGAAGGUGCACUUCGAGCCGCACCUGAUUGGGCCGGUGUCUACGCUGGAGGAGAUGGACAUCAAGGUGCUGGAGUUUCAGAACAAGAAGCUCGCGCAGCGCAUUGAGCAGCGGAUGCGCACGGAGGCAGAACUCCGGCACCGCAUCGAACAGCUGGAGAAGCGGCAGACGCAGGACGACGCCGUGCUGAACGUGGUCAAUCGGUAUUGGAAUCAGCUGAACGAGGACAUUCGCGUCCUGUUACAGCGCUUCGAUGCCGAGACGGCCGACGAGCUGGAGAACCGCAACGAGAACGAGGUGACCACCUCUUUUCUCGCGCAGCUGUCCACCUGGGACAAGGAGGAGCUGGACGAGAAGCUGGCCAACCGCGUGCAAGUGUCAAAGCGGGCGGUGGCCAAGAUCGUCCAGGUUAUUGAUAGGUUAAUGCAACGCAACGAGAAGAUAACUCAUGUAUUGAAAGGUGAUAGCCUGGCCGGCUCAGCAGCUGGAUCUGGGGCGGCCGGGGACGAGGAGCAGCAGCAGCAGUCCAGUGGCGAUGCGGAGUCGGCGACCAGCGCCGCCGCUUGCGUCAAUGCGCUAGAGGAAACGCUCAAGCAGACUCACAUCGAGAUCAUGAGCGAGAACCACAAGCUGCAGAAUCUGAAUACCUCGCUACACGAGAAGUUCCACACCAUGUCGCUGAAGAUGAAGGAGUACCAGGACGCGCACACCGCGAAGGAGACGGAGAACGCCGAACUGAAGAACCAGAUCGACGAGUUGCAGUAUGACCUGGAGAAGAUUCACUACCGGAACGACAAACUAGAGAACCACCUGGCCGAGGCCAUUGAGAAGCUGAAGGCCUACCAUCAGAUUUACGGUGAUCCCAAUAAGAGCAGCAACAGUGCCAAGACGCCCGCCUCGACGGCCAUGGGCACCACCACAACCAACGUGAAUAGCCAGCACUUGGAGGAACUUCAAAAGGAGCUGGAGGAGUAUCGUGAACUGGCGAAUAAUCGCCUGCAGGAGCUGGACAAACUACACGCCACGCAUCGGGAGACCCUUAAGGAGGUGGAGAAGCUCAAGAUGGACAUACGACAACUGCCCGAGUCGGUAAUUGUAGAGACCACGGAAUACAAGUGCUUACAGAGCCAGUUCUCCGUGCUCUACAACGAGUCCAUGCAGAUUAAGACUAUGCUGGACGAGACCCGAAAUCAACUGCAGACGAGCAAGAACCAGCAUCUUCGGCAAAUCGAGGUGAUGGAGAGCGAGGAGCUAAUUGCCCAGAAGAAGGUCCGCAGCGAGAUGAUCCAAAUGGAGGACGUGCUGGCUCUUAUUCGCAAGGAGUACGAAGCGUUACGCAUCGAGUUCGAGCAGAACAUGGCCGCCAACGAACAGACGGCGCCCAUUAACCGCGAAAUGCGGCACCUAAUCACCUCGCUGCAGAACCACAACGGACAGCUGAAGGGAGAGGUGCAGCGUUACAAGCGCAAAUACAAGGACACAUCCACGGAUAACGUGAAGCUGCGCAAGGAGCUGGACGAGGCUUUAGCCACGCUCGAAGGCAACAAGCUGAAGUCGGAAUCAGGUGCUGCCGCUGGCGAAGAAGUCAAGCAGGAGAACGCCACGAGCGUGAAGGAAGAAAACUCCAACAAUGCCUCCUCCUGUGGCCAGUCAAAUCAAAAUAAUUCCUCGGGCAGCGACCCAAACAUCGCCCACAUCAAGGAAGAGAACUCCGUUUCGGCCGAAGACGAGGCUGAUGACGAUGUUAAAGAUGUCAAGGACGGCAGUAUCAAGCAGGAGAAGCUCACCGCUGGAGAAGCGGCAGCGGCGGCGGCAGCUGAGAAGAAAGACUCCCCUGGUCCAGGAAAUUCCACGAAUGCUUCAUCGACGAAUUCCAGUUCCGGCGGUGGGACGGUCAAGAACGAAAAGGAUUCCAAGGACGGUGUCAAGGGGAAGGAUGUCAAGGCAGUGGAAAGCGAAGCCAUGCGAGAUCUGCGGGCACAACUAAAAAAAGCGCUGAACGACCAAAAGGAAAUGAAACUCCUGCUGGACAUGUACAAAGGCGUCUCGAAGGAUCAGCGCGACAAGGUGCAACUUAUGGCCACUGAGAAGAAGCUGCGCUCCGAGAUCGAGGAGCUGCGCCAGCAGCUUAAAAAGCUGCAGGAAAGCAAGCGCGAGGAGCGCAAGAAGCUGGCCGACGAGGAGGCACUGCGUAAGAUCAAGCAGCUGGAGGAGCAGAAGUACGAGCUGCAGAAGCAAAUGGCCAACCACAAGCCCUCGGAGAACGCGUGGGGCAGUGGAGCACCCGGCACGGCAAACUACACACGGCCCUUCGUCGGCUCCCACGAGGAGGAAGCGCUGCUCAACGAGAUGGAGGUGACGGGGCAGGCCUUUGAGGAUAUGCAGGAGCAGAACUCCAGGCUCAUACAGCAGUUGCGCGAGAAGGACGACGCCAACUUCAAACUUAUGUCGGAGCGCAUCAAGGCCAACCAGCUGCACAAGCUGUUGCGCGAGGAGAAGACGGUGCUGGAAGACCAGAUGGCCACGGCCACCACGCAGAUCGAGGCCAUGCACAUUGUUCUGCGCAAGUUGGAGGAGAAGGAGCGCAGUCUGCAGGCCACCGUGGCCUCCAUCGAGAAGGAGCUGAUGCUGCGGCAGCAGGCCAUGGAGAUGCACAAGCGAAAGGCGAUCGAGUCGGCCCAAUCGGCGGCAGACCUGAAGCUCCAUCUGGAGAAGUACCACGCGCAAAUGAAGGAGGCGCAGCAGGUGGUGGCCGAAAAGACCAGCUCGCUGGAAGCAGAGGCCUACAAGACAAAGCGGCUGCAGGAGGAGCUGGCGCAGUUCAAGCGAAAGGCGGAACGCAUGAAGAAGAUGGAGAUGUCGGGAACCACCAUCGACGAGGUGAUGAUCGAGGAGAUACGUGAGUACAAGGAGACGCUCACGUGUCCCUCGUGCAAGGUGAAGCGAAAGGACGCUGUGCUGUCCAAGUGCUUCCACGUCUUCUGCUACGACUGCCUGCGCACGCGCUAUGAGACGCGGCAACGGAAGUGUCCCAAAUGCAACUGCGCCUUUGGCGCCAACGAUUAUCAUAGGCUAUAUCUGCAGUAGAUAAGCGAUAGAACCACCCGUAACGAUAAUUUUAGACCCGUUCCGGUCCAUGUCCUCAAUUCACGCACACCUCACACCACCCGCUAUCCCCAAGCCCACACACUCAUGCCGGAAUAUUCAUUACGCAUAAUAUUACCGUACGUACUAAUACUUGGUUAAGUAGUCUCCGAAUAACAUCCCAGAAGUCCCAAUCCCCCGUGGCAGUUAUCUGAAUUCGUUCAUUCAUUAUCGGCGCCAAGCAAAAAGCAUCUCAUGAGUGCCGCGAGCGACCAUGCGCGGCUUUUUUUAUGUAGCUUCUAGUUUUUGUAAAUCGAACUCUAUUUUUAAAUGAUUUAAUUUGAAAACUAAAUGUACGAACACUAAUAAAUGGCUAAAAACUUUAUGUUUAGAGCGUAUCCAA